AUGACAAAUGGUGGCGUUCAAGGACCUAUGGAGAGUUACAAUUCACUGGAGGAGCAUUUGCAYGCAUUGAGCACAACACAAUAUCCACCCACCACGGUUGGCUACGUACAUCCGAAGUGGAUUGAGCCGUACUUUGAUCCGUCGACGCCGCGCAAUGUCACCGCAUUAAUGGGCAAAUCGGCGUAUUUGAGUUGCCGCGUACGCAAUUUGGGCAACAAAACGGUCUCAUGGAUACGCCAUCGUGACAUACACAUACUCACCGUGGGCGCGUACACGUACACGUCAGAUCAGCGUUUCCAGGCGACACAUCAUCAGGACAGCGACGACUGGACGCUGCAAAUAAAAUGGGCGCAGAAACGCGACGCUGGCAUGUACGAGUGCCAAAUAUCAACGCAGCCGGUGCGCAGCUACUUUGUGCGGCUCAACGUUGUGGUGCCAACAGCGACCAUCCUUGGCGGACCCGACCUUCAUGUCGACAAAGGCAGCACCAUAAAUCUUACAUGCACAGUGAAAUUCAGCCCAGAGCCGCCGGCCUACAUUUUCUGGUAUCAUCACGAGGAGGUCAUCAAUUAUGAUUCGUCACGUGGCGGCGUUUCGGUAAUUACCGAGAAAGGCGAUGUGACUACGUCAUUUCUGCUCAUACAAAAUGCCGACUUGGCCGAUUCGGGGAAAUAUUCCUGUGCACCAUCAAAUGCCGAUGUGGCCAGCGUACGCGUUCACGUACUAAACGGUAAGUACUCACUAAAUAUUUUACAAGCAUACAAAUCGAUACCUAUGAAAUAA
This is a messenger RNA of Bactrocera latifrons, 783 nucleotides long. It is a transcript of the gene dpr6, whose product is annotated as kin of IRRE-like protein 3. Gene Ontology annotation, cellular component: neuron projection membrane. The record is from RefSeq and is a predicted model, not a curated record. Gene Ontology annotation, biological process: synapse organization. NCBI's taxonomy places the organism in Eukaryota, Metazoa, Arthropoda, Insecta, Diptera, Tephritidae. Bases 1 to 783 code for a protein of 260 amino acids. The transcript is spliced from 4 exons.